GUCAGAGCCACCAUCCUGUUUCUGACGAAGGGCUCUUGUUAGAGCCACCAUCCUGUUUCUAUGAAAAGGCUCUUGUCAGAGCCACCAUCCAGUUUCUGUAAAGGGCUCUUGUCAGAGCCACCAUCCUGUUUCUAUGAAAAGGCUCUUCUCAGAGCCACCAUCCUGUUUCUAUCAAAAGGCAGAGUGGAAGCGUUCACCGAAGGGCAAAGCGGCCGACGCCGCAUCGUGUCCAUUUAGCUUACCGUGCGUGGAGUAGCUGGUGAUGCUGUGUUGGUUGCACCGAGAGACAACGCGUCGUGCAUCGCCAGUGACUUGCUGUGCUGUGUCAUCGAAUGGAACGGCGUUUCUUGUGAAUGACGCCAUAUUGUUUGCGAUUCUGUGAAGUGAUUGCAAAAAAACGGCACUUCUCAGAGCCACCAUCCUGUUUCUGUGGAAGGGCUCUUGUCAGAGCCACCAUCCUGUUUCUAUGAAAAGGCUCUUUUCAGAGCCGCCAUCUUGUUUCUGAAGAAGGGCUCUUGUCAGAGCCACCAUCCUGUUUCUAUCAAAAGGCAGUGGAAGCGUUCACCGAAGGGCAAAGCGGCCGACGCCGCGUCGUGGUGUAGCUGGUGAUGCUGUGUUGGUUGCACCGAGAGACAACGCGUCGUGCAUCGCCAGUGACUUGCUGUGCUGCGUCAUCGAUUGGAACGGCGUUUCUUGUGAAUGACGCCAUAUUGUUUGCAAUUCUGUGAAGUGAUUGCAAAAAAAACGGCUCUUCUCAGAGCCACUAUCCUAAUUCUGUGGUGGGCUCUUGUCAGAGCCACCAUCCCGUUUCUGACGAAGGGCUCUUGUCAGAGCCACUAUCCUCUUUUUUGUUUCUUUCGAAAGUACGAUUUGUGGAAAAAAAAGUUAAGUUUUCUCUGUUUCACACAUAGGAUACCACAUUUUUUUGCUGACCAAUUUUUACAUAUAGUUUCCAGUAAAAAUAUUUUAUAGCAAUUUAGUUUUAACGAGACCCCAAUUAGCUUGUCACAUCGUUAACAGCUCAGUCGGACCUGAGAACUUGGCAGAUUACUACAAAUGGAAAAUAAAAUAAAAUUGCUGGGGACAUGUUUUAUUCUGUUAUCAAAAUCUUUGGCAACAGCCAACAGUGAUGUAUCAUCGUUUCAAUUGCUUGCCAGAUUGUCAUUUCCAACGGUGGAAACUAAACCGUACAACAUGCCGAGUUCGAAGGAAAUAGAUCCAAAAAAGAGUUAUGCCGACGAGAAGUUUGAAAAGCUCCAAGAAUACUACAGCUACAUGAACGGACGGAUCAAGGAGCCACAUAACCCGACCGAGCGUAAGGAGAUUCUAGAAAGUGCCGAGAAAAAACUCUUCGCGUUCAUAGACGCGCACAUUAAAGACUUGAAGCGACUGCUGUUUGCGACCGACAUGGCUCUCAUGUCCAUGGUCUUGCUGAAGUUGAACAAGAAAAUGGACACGUCUGAAGCGAAGAUCCGGUCUACGCAGGCCAAGAUACCGUUCGGGUUGUACACGAGUCCAGAGUUCAAAUGCCUGGGGACGUCUUACUACAUCGCGUCAGCUCACAACCAGGAGGACGCCCAGAUGAUCCUUUCCAGUGAGAGGAAGCCGCACUGCUACACUUUCAGGGGUGCGUUCUCCUUCAUCGGUUUCUACCACCGGCAUUCGGAGACCACGUACGUGGGGCCACACGCCGAGCAGUUCCAGGCCAAGGACCCGAGCCAGGGUCUGUAUUGCCACUCCGAUGACAACUGGAGUGACGCACAGUGCAUCUACAAGAUCAAUCCCCGCGAAGAGUUCCCUGAAUCAGUCGAAUACGAGCCGAAGGUGUCGUACAUUUGCGGCCCAUACCGCUACUUCAUCCCGGCCACGACAGAUGUUCGCUGCAUAUUCUCCAUCUUCUCCAUGAACUUCAUCUUCCGAUUCGGAUACGACGGCGUCACGUAUAAGAACUCGGACUUGUCGUUCAUGUACCAGAACGGCCAGGUGUUCUACACGGACGAGCCGUGGGCCGGCAUGUCGUGCUGGAACUGGGCUUGCAAGUGGCGCCACAACCAGAAUAUGCGCUCCAACGAAUUCUUCGUGCAAUAA
Molecule: messenger RNA, 2088 nt
Organism: Ostrinia furnacalis (Asian corn borer)
Lineage: Eukaryota; Metazoa; Arthropoda; Insecta; Lepidoptera; Crambidae
Exons: 9
Coding region: 1057-2088 (343 amino acids)
Source: RefSeq, a predicted model, not a curated record